CUUUGAAAUGGAUCUUUUGUGGUGGAAAGGGAGGAGUAGGUAAAACGAGAAUAUCCUGCUCAUUGGCUGUCCAAUUAGCCUCUUGUCGAGAAUCAGUGUUGUUGGUCUCCAUGGAUCCGGCGCACAAUUUAGCGGAUACGUUUUGUCAAAAAUUCAGCAAACAUGCGAUGCGCGUCAGUGGUUUUGAGAACCUGUAUGGCAUCGAAAUCGAGUUACAAGGUGAUCAAGACGGGAUGGCUGGCAUGAUGCCUGAUCCAGUAUUCACCAUUCCUGGUAUGGAUGAGGCCAUGAGAUUCGCUGAAAUUAUGAAACGUGUGCAAUCGAUUAAAUACUCGGUGAUCAUAUUCGAUACGGCCCCCACCAGUCACGCUCUCCGAUUCUUAUCUUUCCCUAGCAUAUUCGAAAAUGCUAUCGAAAAGCUAUCCCUCUUAAGCGGUCACUUGGGGCCGAUCAUGCAGCAAUUUGGCUCCAUCAUGGGGCUACGAUCUACCAAUGCUGAUGAUAUGUUCGGCAAGCUGAACGGCAUGAGAGCACUUAUUGCUGAAGUUAACGGCCAGCUCAAAGAUCCAGACCUGACGACAUUCGUAUGCGUCUGCAUAUCCGAGUCAUGGUCACUUCAUGAGACCGCAAGAUUGAUCCAAGCUUUAACUUCUUACAAAUUUGGUGCUCACUGUAUUGUUGUCAACCAACUGCUAUACCCUAAACCAAACACUGACUGUGAUCAAUGUAACACUCGAUACAAGAUGCAAUGGAAGUAUUUAACGGAAAUUCGCAAUCGCUACAUGGAAGAAUUCCAUGUUGUUCCAAUGCCCUUGUUAACCGAGGAAUUGAGAGGGGUUAAAAGCAUCACAAAUUUUUCGAAGAUGUUGAUUGCACCAGUUCUAGCUCAACAGACCAUAGUUCCAAAGGUUGGGGAAAGUUCAGGCCGGGCUUGGAAAAAGAGGCCCGCUGCGAAGGCCACGGAUUCGAUGACCCAUGAGAAAAAUACAAGUAAUGAAACGGCAAGUGCUUUGGCGUUUCCAACCCACCAAAGCAUUGGACGCAAUGCAAAUGUUAGCCUCGAGUCGUCCAGAAAGACCACCCGAAACGGAGCAAAAUCGGAUUCUGUGAUCUCAGAUGAAGAUGACGAAUUGAGGCCUGGUCAGGAUAACGCCAAAGAGGGAAAUACCUUUUCAGCAACACGAAGCCACGAAACUUCAGCGCCGCCGAGGAUCCAAGAGCGCGAGUUGGCUCAGGCUAGGGGUAACGGGGCUGCUCAAGCUAAUUUCGAUACUCAAGAUGUUGGUCAUCUGCGACAUACUAGCACCCCUCACGUCGGCGCCACCUCACGUUUCUCGGAGCCUAUCCUUGACUUUGACGCUCGUAGGAGACGGGUUAAUUGGCACGAGCUUUGUCCACGUAUCGGGCCCACCCCGACAGGCCAAGCCAAAGAUCUCAAAGCUCCCACCGGACAGAUUUUGAAAGUUCCCAGGACCCAGACAGACAAGGGUUGGGCCGACAAUGCUGCCCUACCACAGAACACUCAAGACACCGUGGUCCCGUCAAUACCCGCCGAGCGCUCCGAAAUUACUACAUUACCGAACAAGCCAAAUAAUCUUGCCAGCCAUGAUAGAUCCUCGAGCCAAACUCCUGCGAUCUCUAAGCCCAAACAUAUCAACAGCCACGACAAUCCACUUAACGCGAGUACAAUGACCUCGAUUUCGCAGAUGGGCUCAGCAAAUAACUUCAUUCCAAACUCCCAGCAACUUGCCUCUAUCUCCAAAGCAACCUCGAAUGAGAUGGAGGGAAAGCAUACAACGCAAGCUCGGAAGGUGGAUGGGAAUUCUUUUCAAGCUAAUGGGACACGGGGGGUCAAUGAGGCUGAUGAGAAUGGGUUAGCUAAUGAAGUAAACGGAAUUGGGGUGCAAGAAGGAAGAAAACGAAAACGAACAAGUGUCGAAGAUCUUGAUUCUACUGAAAAUAAUUCAGCUCGGGAUAAAAACCCAAAAACUCUGGUUCCUGUUAACGUUUCGUCGGCACAUAUCAAACUACAAUCCACUCGCCCCGGCCCCCCAAAGGAUGGAGCAUUGACAACGGAUGUGGAACGUGAAGAAGCGCUCACACCUUCCAGUUCUACGGUCAGGGAGCUCCCUAGGGAGCUUCCUCUGUUUUUGCCCGCACCUUCCAGUUCUACGGUCAGAGAGCUCCCUCUGUUUUUGCCCACACCUUCCAGUUCUACGGUCAGAGAGCUCCCUCUGUUUUUGCCCACACCUUCAAGUUCUACGGUCAGAGAGCUUCCUCUGAAAGACAGAAAGCAAAACGUGCAGCAUUUCUGGAUAUUCAAGGAAAAUGAAACAAGUAAGAAUGUCCGGCAGGGGAACGCGGAAGAACUGCGAAUGCCUAAGGACAAGAAAGGCGUGACUCGUAGGGCAAUAAAGUGGAUUAUUUGGAAAUCUGCUCUCCAGCCAGGAGUUUUGUUACAUCAGAUCUGGUCAAUCAGACAGUGUGAAGACAUGCGGCUGGCUCACGAGAAGAUGGAAGAAGACUCCAAGAAUAGAAGAUGGGAUUAUGGCCCUGAGUUGAUGGAAAAGGUCAUAGACAUGAUUGAGUGGUUCUCAAGCGACACCAAGGAAACUCCACAAUUGCUCCAGGUCAAUUGCGAAGAUCCAUUCUUCCAACAGAGGAUUGUUCGUCUCGAUAUCAUCAAAAACGCAUGGGAAUCGACCGAGACUGAAAAGGUAGCUUAUUGGAAAGCACUUGGAGGUAUGAUGAUCAGGACGGAUGAGAACCCCAAAUACACUGAGGAUAAGGGGGCCCAGCGCAUCUUCGGUCCAGCCUUCAAAAAACUUCAUAGUCUCUCUGUAGUAGCCUUCGACCAAAUCGACAAAUUUCUUGGUCCAGGAAAAUCUCCAAGUUCUCCCGAGCACCCGAAGUCAGACACUUUGCUCGUAGCUGGAGAGUUUUUGAUUGGAAAGAUCCGUGCUCUCCAAACCGCUGUAAAAUCGUCUACCCGGACCAGUGCGAUUAGAGGUCCGAACGGAUUAAUGAUCCUGCAAAAGAGGAUUUGGGAGACUCUACUUUGUGUUCUGAUGAUGCAACACUCUGUAAAAUUUGCUGCUGAAAAAGGACGUGAUUCUAGAACCGCGACUGAUCCAAACCGAACACAAGAAACGGCUGAAAAUAGUUCAACAUACGAUCGUGGACGGAGCUUGUUCAAGAGUGGUGAUGUCGGUCCAAACCCAACUAAGAAUCAAUUGAAAGAAUGGGGGAAAAUCCGACUUUCUGCCUUUGGCUCUAUGGCUGUUUUCUUUCUCUAUGGGGUCGCUGGAUGGUGGUCAUGUUUGAUUGAUCCUUGGCGCUUCAAUCAGAAAGAUGUCUGGUCAAUCGUUCAAUUGGCUCACGUAAAGAAUAAAUGGAUCUAUGCGCCAGAUCACCUUCCAACUCAACACGCGGAUGAAACUCCAUGGUACACCACUGACAGCUUUGUUCGAUGGCUCCUUCGCGAAACAAACAUGGCUUGUCGAGAUAUGACCCAGAUCGAUUGGGAAUUCGCACCAGCGUUUUGGGCCAAACACGUCACCGAAUUAAACAUAGCUCGAUUUGCUCUUGAAGAUAUUCUGAAUCAAGUCUGUGCUCAAAAUCCUCUCAAGAGCUUGAACAUGCACGGUAAAGUCUCUCCUGAUGUCAAGCUGGACGAUGCCUCUCGAAAGGAAAUGGAAAAAAUCAAAGCUUCUAUCAGCUCUGGCUGGAAAUCCACUUUUAAAUCCCACCAUCAAUCCACCUCUGACCAUCAACAAUCAACUUCAACUCAUAAAGACUCUAGGAAAGGAGGAGCCGAGGUGGAUUUGACUAGGGGUGUUUAA
This is a messenger RNA of Puccinia graminis f. sp. tritici CRL 75-36-700-3, 3842 nucleotides long. RefSeq lists its product as uncharacterized. The coding region runs from base 111 to 3842 and encodes 1243 amino acids. Gene Ontology annotation, biological process: post-translational protein targeting to endoplasmic reticulum membrane. Gene Ontology annotation, molecular function: ATP binding; ATP hydrolysis activity. Gene Ontology annotation, cellular component: GET complex. The transcript is spliced from 13 exons. NCBI's taxonomy places the organism in Eukaryota, Fungi, Basidiomycota, Pucciniomycetes, Pucciniales, Pucciniaceae. The record is from RefSeq and is a predicted model, not a curated record.